Cuscuta campestris is the source of this 4021-nucleotide messenger RNA. The record is from the annotation of a GenBank genome assembly. Lineage: Eukaryota; Viridiplantae; Streptophyta; Magnoliopsida; Solanales; Convolvulaceae.
AGUCAAGAACUAAAGUCCAACCUCUGUUUAGUUUUGUUCCUUUUGUUUCUGUAUUGCAAAUUCUACACCUGAGUCAGCCUGGUGAAGGACAUCCUACACCCCCGUAUUGUCGUCUUUACCUAAUUUUAAAUCAGAAAGAUGAGAAGUCAUAUAAAUGUUAACUCCUCAACGCGAGAAUGGUGCAAACCAGGAGCAACGUUCCCACCACCAGCCACGUCGGCGGCGAGGAGGUCGCUCCGGGCAGCGGCAACGGCACGGGUGGCAUCGCUUCGACUCCGGACGCAGUCCAAGCGCUGUUCGGGUUGGGGGUGACCACGGAGCAACUCCAGGCGGCCGUUGCGGCACUUUCCGCCAUGGGCGGGAACGGAAAGAAGACGCGGAGGAGCAGGAGGAGGCCCGGAAAGGGCCCGCUGAUCGAGGAGGUGUUGGUGGAGGACGUCCCAGAAGGGGAGGACGAUGAGUCCAGUGAGUGUAGAAUCUCGGCCUUCAAACGCUUGGGAGGCGAGGAUACCCGAGUGUCGGCAUUCGACCGACUCAACCGCGGACCGGAAGGCCGUCUAGGUGAUCUUCGCCGGCAGAUCUCUGAGGGUAGGCGGAGGAACGGUGAGGAAUCAGCGACCUCGGAUGCGCGGUCGGCGAGACCUGAGCGAACCGAAGGCCGAAGGGACGAGCGAACUGAGCGUCGCCAGAGCCCAUCCAGAACCGAGAGGACUAAGGUCCCUGAACGGGGUAUGACUGAGCUUGCGCGCGAGAUUGCCGAGCUCAAACGCCGAGUAGAGACAAAGUCCCCCUACAACCAGCCCAUCUUGCGCACGGUAACCCCGUUUACACCGAGGGUGAUGUUAGUCCCGCUGCCGACAAACUUCCGUCCGUGGCAGAUCAAGGCUUACAGCGGGGCGACGGACCCCCAGGAUCAUUUGUCAAAGUUCUACGCUUCAAUGGAGGCGGCGGCAGCCCCAGACGAGGUCAAGUGCAGGUGCUUCCUCGCGACGCUAGAGGGGUCCGCGUGCGAUUGGUUCAACCGGCUCCCAAAGGGAACCAUUGACGAUUGGGAUAUGCAGGCGGAGAAGGAUCUUCCGAACACGCCGAGUCCCCACUGGGAUGCCUUGGUCGUAAAGAUAGAGAUCAACGACGCCAUAGACUUGAGGCCUGUGCGCACUCCUCUCUCCGGAUUCACGGGGGACUCCAUCGAGGCCGAGGGAGUUAUCGCCGUAUCCGUGAUAGUAGGGGAUGGUGUGCACAAGGCGAAGCUGAAGAUGGAGUUUAUGGUUGUGAGCAUCAAUUGUGCGCACAACAUGAUCCUGGGGCGGCCCGACCUUGAGGACUUGGAAUGUGUGAUCUCCCCGUACUACUUGUGCAUGAAGUUCCCCACUCCGUCCGGCAUCGGGGUGGCAAGGGGAGACCAAAAGUUGGCCCGGUCGUGCUACGUAAGAAUCACGAAGAAGUUGCCGAGGGAUGAGACAAUGGUCGUACACGCACAAGAGGGAAUGCGCAAACUGGAAGCUCGACCUUCGGCCGAGCCCGCCGAGGAAGUCGAGGAAGUGCCGCUCGACCCACAAGUGCCCGAGCGGAAGGUUAAGGUCGGGGCGACCUUGACGACGAGCCAGCGGAUGCGCUUGGUGGAAGUGCUCGCCGCCUACCGCGUGAUCUUCGCAUGGGGACCUGGGGAUAUGCCGGGGGUGGACCCCAAGAUCAUAUGUCACCGGUUGGUGGUCAACCCGGAAUCUAGGCCGGUAAAGCAGAAGAAGCGUUUCCUCUCAUCCGAGCGGAGGGAGUUCGUCUCCAAGGAAGCAUCAAAUAAUGAAGCGGAAUAUGAAGCGCUCUUGUGCGGGCUACGCCUAGCAGCCGGGAUGAACGCAACAAAGCUAAGGGUAAAGUGUGAUUCAAAGCUGGUGGUUGGCCACGUCUCGGGAGACUUCGAGGCGAAGGACGAAAGAAUGAAGAAGUACAGAGACACCGCUCUAGAGUUACUUAAGAGUUUCACCGCGUAUAGUGUGGAGCAGAUCCCUCGGGCGGAGAAUGCCGAGGCGGAUAUCUUGUCGAAGCUGAGCUCAGACACGCCCGAGCACAUCAGGCGGAUGGCGAACGUGGAGGAGUUGUCCGAGCCGAGCAUCCAUGCCUUCCCCGUGGCGAUGAUCUGUGUUCGGCCAAGAGAUUGGAUGGACGACAUAGUUGCCUUCUUGAAGGAUGGCGCCCUCCCGGACGAUGCAAUAAAGGCCAAGUUGGUCCGGACUAGGGCACCUGGGUACACUUUGGAGGGCGAAAAGCUAUACAAGCGAGCAUACAACGGUACGCUGCUAUGGUGCCUCCGACCAGCUGAAGCGGAGCAAGUCAUGGAGGAGGUGCACGCGGGGAUCUGCUCCGCCCACCAAGGAGUCUACGCGGUGUCAAGGAAGAUAACCCUCCAAGGAUAUGUUUGGCCAACAAUUGUUAAGGACUGCGCGGAGUUUGUGAGAAAGUGCAAAGUGUGUCAAGAGUUCCAGAAGGUACCAGGGAGGCCUUCGACAAACUAUACCCCCAUCAGCACAGCUAUCCCGUUCGCGCGGUGGGGGGUGGACCUCGUGGGUGCGCUUCCUAGAGGUACCGGGAACGUGCGCUACGUCAUUGUAGCCAUUGACUACUUCACCAAGUGGGUGGAAGCGGCCCCAUUGGCAAGCAUCACCGGAGCUCAAUGCCAGAAGUUUCUCGCAAAGCAAGUCAUCUGCCGCUUCGGCGUUCCCGAGCACGUAAUCACAGACAAUGGAACACAAUUCGAGUCCAAGCCCUUUAANACAAACUAUACCCCCAUCAGCACAGCUAUCCCGUUCGCGCGGUGGGGGGUGGACCUCGUGGGUGCGCUUCCUAGAGGUACCGGGAACGUGCGCUACGUCAUUGUAGCCAUUGACUACUUCACCAAGUGGGUGGAAGCGGCCCCAUUGGCAAGCAUCACCGGAGCUCAAUGCCAGAAGUUUCUCGCAAAGCAAGUCAUCUGCCGCUUCGGCGUUCCCGAGCACGUAAUCACAGACAAUGGAACACAAUUCGAGUCCAAGCCCUUUAACGACUUCCUUGGGAGCUGGGGAAUCAAGCACAGCUAUGCGUCGGUCGGGUACCAACAAACGAACGGCCAGGUCGAGAAUGCCAACCGAACGAUAGUCGACGGGCUGAAGCGGAAGUUGGAGGCCUGCGGAGGGGAGUGGGAAGAGGAGUUGCCGUACAUCCUAUGGACCUACCGGACCACGCCUAGAAGGGCGACCGGAGAAACCCCCUUCGCCUUAUGCUACGGGUUCGAGGCAAGGGCCCCUGCAGAGAUCUCCAUCGCGACUCACCGGGAGGAGAUCUUCGACCCCGAGCGUAACGACGAAGCCCUGGCAGCCGAGCUCCAUCUCGUGCACGAGAGACGAGAAGCGGCCUUCAUACGAGCGGAGAAUUACCGAAGGAAGGUAAAGAGCUACCAUGACGGGCGUGUGCGCGCACGGGGGUUCACCGAAGGAGAGUGGGUGCUGUGCAAGAGGUCCGUGAGCCGCCCCCUGGAAGGUGGGAAAUUUGCCAAGAAUUACGAAGGCCCCUACAUCAUCAAAGAAGUGGUAGGCCCCUCAACAUUCCGCCUGCAGACGCCGAGUGGAGGGGAUGUGCCAAGGACUUGGAAUGCUGAGAACUUGGUUAAGAGAAGAGCUGAGCACAAGCCGUGUCCGGAUGCUCUUCCCGGACAAAGGCCUAACCUGCGUAUUCGGCACUACUCCUCAGUAGAAGAGCCGAGCGCAGACCAUGUCCGGAUGCUCUUCCCGGACGAAGGUCUAACCUUCGUGCUCGGCACUCCCACUCAGGAGAAGAGUCGAGCACAGGUCAUGUCCGGAUGCUCUUCCCGGAUAAAGACCUAACCUGUGUGUUCGGCGCUACCCCUCAAGGGAAGAGCCGAACGCAGACCAUGUCCGGAUGCUCUUCCCGGACGAAGGUCUAACCUUCGUGCUCGGCAUUCCCACUCAGGAGAAGAGCCGAGCACAGGUCAUGUCCGGAUGCUCUUCCCGGACAAAGGCCUAACCCG